Molecule: messenger RNA, 39287 nt
Organism: Podarcis lilfordi (Lilford's wall lizard)
Lineage: Eukaryota; Metazoa; Chordata; Lepidosauria; Squamata; Lacertidae
Source: the annotation of a GenBank genome assembly
AAAAACGUGCAAUAAACAAAACUAUUGUGCAAUAACUAAGCAUGCAGUGGAUGUAAAGGCUUUCCUGGCAGUUCUCCCCAACAGUGUUUUCUAGAUAACAGCAUCUUAUUUAUUUAUGCACACAAUAAUACAUACAUAGCAUGCUAGUGGGAUUGUUAAACUAAAGUUCAGCAGCUCAUUUCUAAGCAAAUAAAUGCUGGAUUCAAUCCUAGCAGGAAAUAUCAAGUGCUGCCCCACACCCAAUCCUAGAUGGCAGCAGAUUCUGCUUAUCAGUCAGUACUGAAGGCACUCUGUGCAUGCUCAGGGGUGCUGUCACCUCCAAUGUCGUGUCUCAGCAAAUGGGUUCUCCGGGCUGAACCCCACUUGGCACAGGAGUAGGUUCUGUCCACACACACGUGUGUGCGCUCUCGCGCUCUCUCUCUCGCGCUCUCUCUCUCUCUCACACACACACACAGAGCCCUCACCGUCACUCUUGCGCACCCCUUCGAGAGGCACCCCCUGAAAGGAAACGCAGCCCGCCCCCGCCCGCAUCUCCCACACACCUGCCGCGCACCUUUCCGCCGCGCGGGCCAGGCGGGGCGAGAGCCGCUGGUCAGGUGGCUCCGGCUGCCUGCCUGGCUGACGUGGACGCCAACAGGAUCCCGCCCUAUAUGAGGCGCGGGCGGGCGCGCCGAGUGCGGCGGAGCGAGGAGCCGAGCGCCUGCAAGGGUGAAGGAGGUGGGACGGGGCGGGCGGCGACGAGCCGGCUGCUCUGCUGCUGCUGCUGCUGCGCGUCCCCUCGACGUUUCCCCUCCUCCUCUCCGCUUGCUCCCUCUUGGCACGCCCCGAAGAGGAAAACGCGCCCGCGAGAGAGAGCGUCCUGAGGGCGAUGGCUGCCGAAAUGGACCCCAACAGCGAGCAAGGUAAGGGAAGCGGGAAAGCGAGAGGGCGCUUCCUCCCUCGCGGGGGGCGGGGGCGGGCAUUGUUCGGGCCUCGCUCCGGCCGGCUUUCUUUCCGCCGCCCCCCCCUUUCCUGUUCAACCGCCCCCACCACCCUCGCUAGCAGUUUUUGCGCUUUUCGCGCGCGGGCUCCCCUUCUCUGUUCGGGAGGCGCGGCGCUUAACUCCGGGUGGGCGUGGGAGAGAGACGAGCAACUGCUCUUGACCCUCGCCGUGGGUGCAAAAAGGAAAAGUAGGGGGUGUAAAAGUGCACGUUGUUUUUUGGGGGGAGGGUGGGCGUGUCGGCCGGGUUGGGGCUCCCCCGCCAAGCCGCCCCCCUCGCAGCUCCUCUGGAGGCCUGCCUCUCUCUCUCUCCCCGGGGGUCGGCUCCGCCCUUCGCUCUCCUGCCUCGCAGCACGAGCCCGAAGAGAGUCUCUAGUGGAAGAGAGGAGCGAAGAAGGCGGCAGCUCGCCUCGCGCCACGCAGCCCCUCUGGACCUUUGGGGGGGGGGGGCGUCGAAGCACUCGGCUUCUGCUGAGCAGCCACCCCGUGCUUAUCUGGCUCGCUUCCUUCGGAGGCUGCUUCUUCUUCCCCCUCCUCCUGCUUGUUGCAUCCGGAGGCGGGAACUGGCUGGCUUGGAGAUUUCUAGGGCUCCGUGAAUGCAGCUGUCGAGCAGAGCCUUCUUGUCGGUGCAAGAUGGGCUAGGAUCCCGGGGGUGGCUGGGGGCGCCGUCGUCGUCAGUGCGGCUCUUGGCUAUAGAAGCGCGUCUGAAGGGCGCAGGAAGAGAGAGGCCAGAAGUGGGACGACGACGACCUGUGGCUUUCCAUAUGUUGUUGGGCCACCACCACUCUAGCACCCCUUGAUGUUGGCCUUGUUGGCUGUCGCUGAUGGCAGUUGUGGGGGAUCCCAGACGUUGUUGGCCUGCAUAUCUGGACAGCUUGGUUAGAGCGUGGCACUGAUAACACCCAAAGUUGCAGGUUCGAUCCCCGUAAGGGACAAGUGCAUAUUAUUGCAUUGCAAGGGGUUGGAGUAGAUGGUCCUUAGGGUCCCUUCUAACUCUUAUGAUUCUGUGAAAUCCCAUCAGCCCCAACCAGCAUGUCCAGUGGUCAGGCGUAGUGUAGCCUCAUCUGGAGGGCCACAGGCCCACUGCCACUGAUCUAGGAACAGAGGUACAUUCCUUCCAGGAGGCUUCUAGGUGCCGAAGUGGCAUCUUGGAAGACUUGUACCUAACCCUGUGUGGGCUGGAAGGGGGUCUCCUUUCUAGGCUUGUCUUGGGUGGUUUGAAAGGGUCUGAGGCAAAUGGUGUGGGGACAAAGCAAAAUGUUUCAGAGGAGACACUAGAUUCCUUGCCUCUCCCACCUGUCAUUUGUCAUCUUAGGCAUUUGCAAGCCCGCAACACACCCUUUCUGUUCUGCACCCUACAUUAGGGUACUGAAGCCUUUAAAUUUGUCUUGUGUAUAUGUGCAAGUGAAAAAGAAAAGCAGAGAGAUAUUUUAGAGUAUGUACCAUUAUUCAUGUUUGGGUAUUACGGUACAUUUAGUGCAUUUUCACAUUUAUUGCUGUUUGAGAACAGAAAGCAACACAACACCCACCCUGAGUUUCCAUUUGUCUUUUUGUUCGCUUGUGGUCUGCCUGCUUUUCAGACACCCAAGGCUGAGCUCCUUGGAUCUGCUGUAACAAUGGUAGCCUAGGGUGUGUGACUGAGGAAGAGACAAAUGCCUGGGAAAGCCUUUUUGAAGUUUUCCACUUGCUUCAGCUGACUUGAGCAGUUGCUUGUGGGCUGUGCUGAAGAAGGCAAAAUACUCCUAGCACAGCAGGUGCCAAAUGCCUCUGUGUGGCCAACAGCAGCCACAGAUCUUCUGGUGACCAUGUGACUUGGCUUGCCCAGGAUAAAGCAAGAGAGCGCUGAUUUCUUCCUGCAUCGCAGAGAGGUGGCUAGGGCCUCAUUUUGUGUUUGUGCAGGAGAGACAGACUGCCCCACUAAGUUCUCUGGUUUGUUUUAGGUAUUGGGAUCUUCUGAAAGGAAGUAGUAGUCCGUCACUUUAUGGCAGGCAUUAGAGCCCCAGAGAGCAAGAAAUUAUCACUGCUUCAGAGUGUCUUCAAAGCUCAGCAUGGGCCGUGGAAACCAAAUAAUGGCUAACCACCAAGGUCACUGAAAUAGUAUCAUUCAGUGAGACUGCAAAACAACUCUAGUUCAAGGUCUUACAGUCCUCUUUCAGGCUUUAUAUAACUUUAUAUAACACUUGCAAUUUCCUUUUAGAUUGUCUGUUACAUUUGUGUUUCUUUUCUUUACAUUUCAUUUUUUUCAAAUGUAAGCUGUUUUAUUUUUAUAGGAAGAUGGGUAGAAAUGAAUAAUGCAUUAAAAUGGAUCAGGGUGCAGACCUCCUAAUGAAGUUGGUGGCAAAGUGCCCAUUUCUAAGGAGCAGGAUUGUGAUACUUGGUAUUUCAAUGGGGCUUGCUGAGAUUUUAGUUUUAUAGCCUAUAUGAAAGAUAUUUAGUCAGCAAAGUUGAGCAGUUGAACACCAAGGGUCACAUUAAAAGCAUCUAAUAAGCUGGACUGGUGCAGCUGAGUGGGAUGUCUAUGCUCGAUCCACAUUAGCAUGAACUAGGAGGGUGCAUGGCCUGCAUAGCUGCUAGAGCAGUUACAGCAUCCCAGAUGAAGCUUAUGAGGUUAUUAUAGGUCCAAAAUGACAGCUGUUGAAAGUUAUUUUGGGUGGUAUAAAAAAUUCCCAGAAUGAUGUUUUUCAAAUGGAACUAUAAAUUUUGGUCAUUUACAGUCCCUCGUGAUAAUAACCAACGUUGCUAUGUGUUUAAAAUUUAGUAGGUCUUAGAGCUGGAAAGCUAAAAUUGCAAAACCAGUGAGAUGAGAAACUGCCUACCUGUCUCUUCCAUUGUUUUCUCCUGAACUCCUGAAAACUGGUCCCUAACCUUAAAAAAGGAAAGAAGAAAGUCAGUACAUUAUAACAGGGGUUGGCAAGGUUUACCUCGCCUGUGCCAGUUUACUCCUGUGGAGAUCCCUCUGCAGGCCGGAUUGCGCCCGUGUGUGAGUGUGCGCACCCGUGAUUUCCAGCGUUUGCGCAGACGCGAUUUCCGGCGUCAUGGAAGUAAGUCCCCGUGCCGCACUGCCUGGGGACUCACUGAGCGGGUGGCUUGGUUCGGGGGUGGCUCGUGGGCCGGUUAAAUGACCCCCCGUGGGCUUGUGGCCCAUGGGCCUUAGGUUGCCUACCCCUGCAUUAUAAUCUGCAUAAAGCAGGCCUCCCCAGACCAUUUUGGGCAAGCCACCUGCCAAUACAAUGGACUUAUGAUGUCAAGAUGUAAAGCAAGUAAAAAUCUGGCCUUGCUGAAAUGGAGUUUGCAGUCACCACUGAUCAGCUGAUUGUUGGGUUUUGCUAGACCCCUUGCAAAGCCUUUUGCCAAGACUCCUGCAGGCAAGAGAAGUUCACCUGACAUUGUGAUAUCAGGCAAUUAACAGGUGGGUACCUCUGUUCACUUAUAAAGCUUGGCUUGUGAGGGCUGGGGAAAAUAAUUAUCUGGCCUGCUGGCCAGAUCUGAUUCUCCACCCUAGCCUAAAGUGUCAGAUGUAGCUCAUAAGCUUUCUACAUUGCCUGUUUUAGCUGUGGCGCAUGACUAGGCCAAACCCUAGGACGGUUGUGGUCUUUUUCACACGUCGUAUAGAGAUAACAGCUGUGGAUGAUGUGGCCCUGUGUCACUAGACUAUUUGGUUGUCCAAACACAAUGCCAUUUGCUUGACCUGGAAAUACCUUGAGCUAUAAGCCUGAGCAAUUUUAGUGUAGGAAACGUAAAUCUCGCCAGUGUACUAUAGUCCUGUGUACCUCAAAGUAAACAUGCUUAGGAUUGCUCUGUAUUUUUUUUUGUCAUAUGAAAUGACCACUAUUCGCGUAAUUUCAAAAGUGGCUGAUCUAACAAUACAUGGAAGUUAACUGUUGUCAAAAGACAGUUUCACAUUUAGAGUUUCCCAUUCUUUUUCUAAAAGGUCAAUAACAGUGGGGAGGCGCAGGGAAGAAUUUAGAUAGUGACCAUGGCACUGAGGAAGCACUGCCAGAUGAUGUUUACCAUUUUCCAGGUGAAAAUUGAGCUCCCUUCCCCCACAAGCUAUGUGCUCAGUAAGCAAAGUAGACCAUUCUCCUACAAAUGAUGGUUUUCACCCUGUGGGCAAACAGCUCUGAGGGACCACAUUUAAUUGGGGGAAAUGGUAUGUAGGAAGAAAGAGUUUAACCUCCUUCCCCAGUGCCAAGAAUUAUUUUGGGCUACUGUUAGUGCUUUAAAGCGCAUGCACACACACAAAGUCCUAUUUGUGUAUCUCUUACAUCACAUCUUGUUUGGCCCUCAUGCGUUCAGUCACAUCUGAGUUGCCAAUAUUUACUAGGAACUCUUGAUUUUUCAUAACAUGGAAUGUGGUUACUAACAGUUCUAAUAGUCAAGUCUAAAGUGGUUAUUACUUCAGCUGCUUAUCUUCAAUUUGUAUUGCUGUUUCUGCCAGUUCUGCUAUCAAGGGUAGGUGAUCAAGUGUCAAUCCGAUCCGUGGAUAUCAGCAGUGCUCCCUCGUCCUUUUGAUGCCGUUUCAGCGUUUCUGAAGAGUUCAUGCCAGCUGAGCUAUUUCUGCUGACUUCUGCAGAGCAGCUGAAUCGAGUACAGUUUUCUGUCUGUGACUGGGAUUCAGACAGAACUGACGGCAAGGAAAAUAACUUGCAAAAUGGCCAUGUUUAAGUUAUUGGGAAGAUUGCACUUAGAAGGCACAAGUGUUGACCCGUGACGUAUGGCAGAAAAGUUUCCACGGAAGAAUAUAGCAGUGGAAAAGUUUACACUUCUAGGAAUUUUCCACUACUAUAUAUUUCUGUGGAAAAUAUUUCAUUUUUAAGAAAUGCAUUUUGUGAUAAGCUAGUUAGUAUGGCGUGUGGCUGGUAUUUUGUUGAAUCUAAAAUUGUUUAAAUGCCCUGGGAUUCUUUCAAAUGAAAGGUGGUUUAGAAGUGAAAUAAACAAAUGAAGUCAAAGUUAUAAGUAACUUUACUUCAGAUAACUAGCACUAGGAAGCACAUAUAUUUAUGUGCCCCAGUUCUUGAGGAAUGCUAAAAUUAGUAUGUUAACAGCUCUCAAUUCCACUUAAAAUAUAAGCAACGCAAGGUAAACAACAAGCUGUUGAAUUGUAUCUUAAAAUAUCCACAAGUAUUUCCAAUAAAAACGUCUAAAUAAAUAUUUUAAUUUCUUUGAAUAUAAUAUUUAAACCAUACUAAGUGUGCUCUAUUUACAGCACCCCUCCAAUAGCAUGUCAGUUUCCUCUUACUUGCCUUUUCUUUCUACACUAAAGAGCCUGCAAUGUUGUAGUCUUUCCUCAUAUGGAGGUUCUAGCUCCAUAAACACUUGGCUGGAACUUUUUCCAGCUCUGCAGUAACCUUUCUGAGAUACCAUCUAUUUCUAAAAUGACAUUCGUUAUGAUAUUGGCAGUUUUAUUUUAAAUCCCUUUUCCAAUGAUCCCUGACCUGAAAUGUACCUUUUUCACAGCUGCUGCAGGCUAGUUUGCCAUGACUCCCAAUUCAAACAUUAUAAAUAUAAAGUUAAGAGUUUUCGUCCCAGUGUGCUGACACAUGCUGACAUUGGGUCAUCUUUGCCAUUUUGAUGGCAGAGCCCAGUUUGGAGAGAGUCUUUUGGAGCUUCGUGCAAUCCUUUGUUUUAACCACCCUGAACAUUUUGGCAUUAGGAAGCUUGCUCACUUCACUGAUCACCUCUAGCUCUAGAUAACUUAUGGACAAGUUUUAAAAGCUCAGAUUCACUGAACCAUUGAGCACCUCACCUCUUACAUCCCUACACAGUCAGAUGGGUGGUAUAUAAAUAAUAAAUUGUGAGAAUUGUCCAUUUGUUUUUAUUCUCCGCUUUCUGCUCUUUACACAUCCAUAAAAGGACCUGCCCUCUUAUCCCAUGACUACUAAGCUUACUCAUGAGUUUUUGAUGAGGGGCUUAAUAAAAAACUUGUUUGAAAGUCUUGGACUGCAAUCCUCACCAUGCCUACUCAGAAGUAAGACCCAUUGAAUUCAUUGGGGAUCAUUCCCAGGUAGGUUUGGUUCAGAUUGCAGUUUAUAGUACACAGUGUUGACUGGAUCAUCUCUAAAUACUUGUUGACUCUCUGAGAACUCUGAAAAGUUAAUUAGUGCUGGUUCUUCUGCAAAAUUCAUUCUUCUUUAUGCUUAGUAAUUCUGUUUUUAAUACCAGUUAAGCUAACUGGCCUAUAAUUUCAUGGAUCUCUCUUACAGAAUUGGUGUUUCAGUGAAUACUUUUUAGUCCUUUGCUAUAGAAGCUGAUCUUUGAAGAACAAAAAUGGUCUCUUGACACAUCUGAUAGGUCAGGCAACAAUGUCUUAUGUUGUGAAGAAGGAUGAAGAUAAUUCAUUCAGCUUUUCUGCAAACUCCCUUCCCUCUUUUAGCAAACAUAUUACUUUUUUGUAGUUGGUGAUGCAUAAAAAGCUCCCAGUAAUACCAAUGGGAGGUUUGUGUGUUUUUAAAGCUACUACUAUUUGUGACACUGGGGAGAGACUUAUACGGGGCCACAGUAGGGGUUGAAUGUUUGAACAUCUCUCUCUAUGUGGGUGGUCCAAUCUGGAUCAAAGCCCAGUGCUUUGUUUCAAUUUUUAAGAAUUCUGACACCAAUUCAAGUGACAAAGUUAAAAGGAAUGUGUAGUUAAGCUCUAGAACAUGCUUGUUUCUAUUCAUAUUGUCAUGUCUAGAAUUAAGAGUAUCGUGUACAGUAUUUUUGCCAUUUGGAUGGCCACCUGUCAUGGCUGCUUUAGCUGAGUUUCCUGCAUUGCAGGGGGUUGGACUAGAUGACCCUUGGGGUCCCUUCCAACUCUACAAUUCUAUGAUUCUAUCUCAGGGAUGACUAAUCUGUGACCUUCUAAUAUGUGUUGGGCUUCAAUUCCCAUCAUCUUUAGCUGGCAUGGCCAAUAUUCAGUGUAAUUUCUGCCAUGCUUUAGAGACAUUCUGGACCUAUUCAGCAUGCAUAAGUAAUGACUCUGGGUGUACAUGGUCAUUCCUGGUGCAUCCCCUCUGCUGAUGAAAAUUAUGCAAAAGUGACAAUUUUAUUGUACUCUUGGCAAAUGUGCUGAAUCAGCUUCAGUUAGAAUGAAGUGUUAAACGUUUCAUAACAUUGCUGAUUCUCUUUCCUAAGGCUUAUUAUAGUACCUUCAGACAAUGUUCCAAAAAUAUGUUUGAAGUGGGAAGACCAGUGCUAGGGGAGGUUUGCCUGCCAGCAAAGCCUCUUCAGUAUUUUUGGCAUAGUGGAAGAUAAGAUAAACUUUAUGCAGGAUAAAUGAGUGUUUAGACUCCCAUUUGACACUUUUAAUGGUUUGGAAAUACUUUCCCUAACUUUGCCAAUAUGCAUUGAGCAAGUCAUCUUUUUUUAGCUUGUGUAACAGCCUGGUCUAAAACUUGCCAUUUUGUCUGCAUAAUUAGGACUUGCUAUCCUCUUGCACAUCAACACCCACUUGCCACUGGUAUUGCGUUUCCCCUUAAUUAUGCACCCUCAUUUGAGGAACAAGGUACCCCCCUCUACAAUACCCCACACAAGAGACAGCAAUCCAUGAAAACCAGCAGGAACAAUGAAGUGUAAGGAAAAGGCGUAGAUGCAGAUCAGUGCAUUGGAUUGUUAGACCAAAGUCUCCCUACAAAUUAUCAGUGCAAGCUAUGGGCUUCCUAGAGUAUUGACCCUGAAUUCCUAGUUAAGGAUUCCAAAUCUGUUCAAAGGGCCAUGUGCUAAUUUUUUGUAUUGGUUGUACGAAAUAUAUUUUUUUGGGGGGGGGGGCACUGUCAAUAGACCUUCAUUAUGUAUUGCCUGAAUCUGCACACUGAUAGGAAAAGGGGACCUACCAACAGGGAAUGAACAAAUUAUUCUCCCAUUCCUAGGAAUGCGGAUAUGGGCAGUGCAGGAGUUUUGUUUCUGUUUGAGGCCACUGGAGUUUCAGCAAACUAUAAAGUUUGGGCAACUACCCACGUUUUCAUGGGAGAAACCAAACUAUCGAAACACUUUGUUUUCCUCUUCUGAGACAGUGUUGUUUUCAGAAUACAACAAUCUGGCUAGGCCGUAGCUGCUUUCUAGGGUUCAUGUAUAUCUACAUUCUCAACUGGUUUUGACAAAUGAUUUAGCAAAAUUGAGCAGAAUCCCUCUGAAGAGGGGAGGAUGUCUGAAAGCACUUGUGGAAAAAGCAAACAAGACUUGCAGUGCCUGAGCAGCUCUAAAAUACGAAAUGGGCAGGCCCUGGGCUUAGUUUGUCUUACGUGGCCCGAGGUGUGAGUGCAUGUCCUACUAUUAAUUUGAACUGCACAUUUCCUUGUAUGUGUCCUGGUAAUCCUAUUAUCUUAAAGGCAUAGUUUAAUCUGGAUAUAGGUGCCAGAGCAAGCUUUACUUGCAAGUAGGGCUUCCAAGAUUGAUACUUGUAUUAUAGUAAGAACUUUUGGCAUUUUCAUGCAUCCUAGUGAGGAAAGAGUGCUGUACAGUGGAACCUCGGGUUACAUAUCCCUCUGGAUAUGUAAUCUUCGGGUUGCGAAUGUGGCAAACCUGGAAGUGUAUACUUCCAGGUUUUGCCAUGCACGCAUGUGCAGAAACGAUCUGCACGCAUGCACAGAAACGUUCAAUAGUGUCGCGCAUGCACGCAGAAGGGCGCCUCUGGUUAUGGACUUUUCAGGACACAGCCGGGCCUCCGGAACGGAUCCCGUCCGUAACCAGAGGUGCCACUGUACUGUAUUACAGCCUUUUAAAACAAGCCCACAAGAGCUAUUGAUAAGCAGUUUUGUGAUUUUAAUUUAACUGACCACAGAGGAGGGGAAGCUCCCUUCUCCACAGCCAGCAUAGAAACACAGACUGCUGACCUCUUUGCAGGCAAGUACCCAAAAAGAGAGCCUUCUAUCAAGCAGAUUGACACUACUGGUCCAUACACUUGUCAGCAUAGAAUUCUGUGCACUGUGAUGGCCAGGUGAGUUGUUAACCAUGAGUUAAAAUGCAAAGCUGCCAUACAGCUGCCAUACUGUUGUGGGUGCACAAGCACCAGUGUGGAGUCAUAGUCAGUGUUGGAUUAUGACCUGGGAGACCAGGGCCCCAAUCCCCACUCAGCCAAGAAGCUUACCGGGUGACCUUGGGCCAGUCACUAUCUCUCAGCCCAACCCUCACAGGGUUGUUGUGAAUAUAGAGUAGGGAGGAAGACAACCAUGUACACAACCUUCAACUCCUUGGAGGAAAAGGUGGAGUAUAAAUCUAAUAAAUAAAUGAUAAAACAAAGUGCAGUAACCGAGUACCAAACACAUGCUUACCUUAUUAGAAUAGCACCUUAAAAGCACAGUAAGUAAUUCUAAUGUGCCUUAUGAUAUAAAGUACAUAGGAUAGCUAAUUUAGCAUCAGGGAGUCAAGUCCAUGGAUCAGUUGGGAAUAAACUCUUAAUAUCUGUGAUACAAUGCUAUUUGCAGCUCCCAAUUUCACAGUACCAGCCUUUUGACCUGGUACAGUUAAUGCAAACGUGGAUUUGUCAAGGCUGUUCUCGUGACAGCUUUCUUUAAGCACACUUUUUGUUAAAGCAGUGUUUACUGACGUAGAAAUCAACCUCUUAUGUCUAACUUUAAUGUCUUUGCAAAAACCUGAGGACUUUGUGGGCUCUUUCACAACUUUGACAAAAGCCAGCCAAUACCAAUAAUGCUAUGUGUAAACUUCCUCUUGUCGCACCUGUUGCUUAAUGUCUGCCCUUCAGUGCAGGUGAAAACCAGGUUUCAACUAAAUGGGUUGAAUUACAACUACAUGGAGAUUUCUGGGUGCUAGGGUGGUGAUGGACAUCUUCUGCUUCUGCGCUGCCCCACAAAUCAUGCACUGGGCAUCUUAGUCCUCCAUCAUCACAUGAAGGAAAGUAAGUGCAGGGCUGAGUACAGGUACAUUUUACUGUGUUGCUGACUUUCCACGGGCUAUCUAGAUGGAAUCACAGGCCACAAUUAAGAAACCUCUGCCUUGGUCCAUAGUUAAUACUUUUUCCAUUUCUCCUCCUUGCCUACUGAAACAAGUGAAUUGUUGUAAGAUCAAGCAAGGUAGUUGAAAUCAUAGAAUCACAGAAUUGUAGCGUCGGAAGGGAUUCUGAGGGUCAUUUUUAGUCCAAUCCCCUGGCGAAUAGACAUUCCGAUGUGGCGACUGUAACCUAGGUUUCAGGAUCCAUUUCAUGCCUAGCUUAUAUAGCUAUGUGCUUCUAACACUUUAUACAGUAUUCUGAAAUGAAUUGCUUCGUAAAAGUACAGUUCAGAGGAAGUUACUAACUGCAGACUCAUGACAGCUGGCGAAACAAAACUAGCUUUUAGUAGUUGUGAUUAGUAUCUCAUGACUGUCUUGCUCGAUUUCAUGCAACAGCCUUACUGUACGUUAAAAUCCAUUCUGUUUCAAAAUAUAAAUGGGGCAAUCUAGAAAACAUAGGCUUUCCUGUCAGAAGGAUUUAAUUCUAGUGGUCUGGGCCAGAGUGUAUCUCUUGGAUCGAGAAAUGACAUAGUUCACAUGGAAGCGCUUUAUCUGAAACAUGAGUGCAUGUGGCUAAUUUGUGACACCUUGGUCUUUCCAUGGUGCAGAGGAGAGCCACUGUGGUUUAACCAUAGAGUGGAUUAUGACUUUCAGAUGGACUGGGUUCGAAUCCACACUUGGCCAUGGAGCUCACUGAGUGACCUUGGGUCAGUUACUAUCUCUCAGAUGGAACCUACCUCCCAUGGUGGUUGUAAGUAUAAAAUGGGCAGCGGGAGAACCUUGAGCUACUUGGAGGAAAAGGCACUCUGUAUAUGUAAUAAAUAAAAUACCAACAGUUGAAUGGACUCUUGACAUUGUAAUACAGUGGUACCCCGCAAGACGAACGCCUCGCAAGACGGAAAACCCGCUAGAUGAAAGGGUUUUCCGUUUUGGAGGCGCUUCAUAAAGCGAAUUUCCUAUGGGCUUGCUUCGCAAGACGACAGCCCAUAGGGAAAUCUCAGGGACAGCGGGGAAGCGCAGCGCGCCUUCCCCACUGUCCUCGGACCUCCUCCGAAGCCUGGCGGCGGGGCGGGGACACCUCCUCCCGCCGCCGCCGGGCUCGGAAGGCUCCUCCGAGCCGGGCGGGGGGAGGGAACACCUGCCGCCGCCGCCCGGCUCGGAACGGUGCUCCGAGCCGGGCGGGGAGGGAAGACCUCCGCCUCUGCCCGGCUCGGAACGGUGCUCCGAGCCGGGCGGGGGGAGGAAGACCUCCCCGCCGCCCGGCUUCGGAACGGUGCUCCGAGCCGGGCGGGGAGGGAACACCUUCCGCCGCCGCCCGGCUUCGGAACGGUGCUCCGAGCCGGGCGGGGGGAGGGAAGACCUUCUGAAGGCGGGCGGGGGCGAAAGUCUUUGCUCCCCCCCCCUGCCUGCCUGUCCCGGAGGGCUUUUGAAGGCGGGGGGAGCAAAGACUUUCGCCCCCCCGCCUUCAGAAGAGGUCCAGGACCUCUUCUGAAGGCUGGCGGGGGCAAAAGUCUUUGUCCCCCCUGCCUGCCUUCCCAGGGGCUUUAAAUUGCCCCGGACAGCGGAGAAGUCCUCCGCUGUCCCGGGUGAUUUUAAAUGCCGCCCGCCAGCAUUUUAAGAUCGCCCGGACAGCGGAGAAGUCCUCCGCUGUCCCGGGUUUUUAAAAUGCUGGGGGUGGGAAGAAAAGCCCUUGCUCCCCCAGCCUUCAGAAGAGGUCCGGGGACAGACUGUCCCCGGACCUGGUCUGAAGGCGGUUUCCCUAGGAACGCAUUAAUUGAUUUUCAAUGCAUUCCUAUGGGAAACCGUGCAUCGCAAGACGAAAAACUCGCAAGACGAAGAGACUUGCGGAACGAAUUAAUUUCGUCUUGCGAGGCACCACUGUAAUUGACAGUCUUACUGAUCUUGGGGUGUUAAAAGCCAUACUGAGUCUAGAGAAUGAAGAAUAACAUUAAAGGGCAUUAUUUCACCUAGUGCAGAAGGUAUUCUCCCCUCCCUGAAGAAAUCCAGGGCCACAUUUUCUCAAAGGGAUCCAUUUGUUUGCUUUGGGAGCAGGGCAAGAGUCUCUGUUUCUCAUCUGUCACUAGGGCUGUCAGAAGGCCUUGCUUCCCAUUUUGCCCUGCAUUCAUUACAUACAGCGGUGUUUCCAUUCUUCUGCAGUUUGUCUCCCACCAGAAACUCAAGUUGUCUCACUGCCUGUUGCGGCAAAAUUAUUGUCUUUAUGUUAUCCCAUCUUACUCAUUUUUGUACAAAGAAAACACAAGUAUCAUUUGCAGACUGGAGGCAGCUGUUGGCUGCUGUGGGAAAUAGGAUCCCCCCAAAAAGCUUGUAGAGAUAAUGCGGCAUUAAGUUAAAAUUUGUUUUGCCAUAUCCAUGUCCUUGUAAACUAGCAAAUAAAACUAGUGUGGAAAACAAGGGUUGAAUAGACACAAGUCUAGAAAUCUGAGUAGCUUUGUAUAUAUGUUUGUUUUGGUGCACGAUUUUUUGUAUGCAAUUUUCCAUGUAAAUAUUCAUCCAACCCCCCCCCCCAAAAGUAUACAGACACAACAGAAUGUCAGUAGGGGGAGCUCUCUUACUUUAUUUAUAUGGCUGUAUGGUAUUCUGUAUAAAAAUGCAGAACGUGUAGAAUACUUACACUCAAGUGUUUUAAGUUUGUAGAAAAUUAUGUUUGUGCAAUUUCUGUGUAAGUGGAUGUUUGCUAAAGACAUCUUAGUAAAUAUUGGUGAUUGUUUAUGUGGUCUUGAAUAAACAAUAAAAACAGCAAUAUAGGAAACAGCAAUAUAGGAAGUCAUUUGCUGGGUAAAAUUGCUUUAAAAGCUUGUAUAUUUUAGAAGGGCAAUAGAUUCUUAAGACUAGUUUUAAAGUUCCCCUGGUAGAGGUGAGAUGGAAACUUGGCAUCUGUGUGCUUUAUUGAGGGGAAAACCAUGAACUUUUGUGAUAAGGUACCUUGCAAUUCUUUCUUCCUGAAAAACUAGCUGUCUGGGCAACUUGUGGAUACUUCUCGGCUUCUGAACUGAAAGAUCAGCCAAGAAAGCUAUGACGUGUGGUUGUGCAACCCUUGUUUGCAAUUAAAAAAGCAACUGUCUGAUAGCCCCACCCCAUGGAACUGGCUUUCGCAUUCAGGUGGACAAAUAUUUGCGCAGUUGCGCCUAACUUACCUGUGCAAGAGUGUGGGUGGAAGUGGCAUCUGCAUAGCAUGCCAUGUUUAGGAGAUGGUAGUAGAUUUAUCUUUGAUUAUUGACAUAUGGGCCAGUUACACAUUUAACUGCACCCUGAUAGGGCAUUUCCUCCCUGAUUUUGGCUACCAAUGAGAUUGUACAUAUUGAGUCAUCCUUACGUUGACCUUCCGUCCCUCAGAUAAGAGGGCAAUAUAAAUAACUACCAUUACACAGCACUAUUUUGUUGUAUAGAGACUCCAUUUUUGGAAACCGAAACCAUAUGCCGUGGGUGAAAACAGGAUCCAGUCACUCUAGUCUUAUUUGGGAGGGGGAGCAAAGUGAAAGGAGCGUUAAUUUGCUCACAAUUGUUCAGAAUCUAUUAGCACUUUCCCAUGGUAGAACUGCUGCACCACAUUAUACAGUGGUACCUCGGGUUACAUACGCUUCAGGUUACAGACUCCACUAACCCAGAAAUAGUACCUUGGGUUAAGAACUUUGCUUCAGGAUGAGAACAGAAAUUGUGCUCCGGUGGUGCGGCAGCAGCGGGAGGCCCCAUCAGCUAAAGUUGCUAUAUUCAAAAUUUCUGCGCUGUUUCUUCACUCUAACUAAAGACCUGGUCCAGCUCCAUAAUAAUGUUUCAUUUUGGACCUGGUGUUACCAGACACUUCCUGGUUUUUACAGGUUCCUCGGAGUGAAAUCUGCAGAGAAAUAAAUGGGUUUUAAUGCCAUUCCUAGGGCUGUAGUUAAGCACACAAAAUAGGAAAUGUUUCUUUCAAAUCUUUAAUGAAAGCAAGGGAUGCCAAGAUCAUGUCAUUCAUAAUCUAGUUUUAUUUCUUUACUUGAAACACUUAAAACGUUAAAAUCAAUUCCUUUUCUCAAGUACAUACGGGUUACAUACGCUUCAGGUUACAUACGCUUCGGGUUACAGACUCCGCUAACCCAGAAAUAGUGCUUCAGGUUAAGAACUUUGCUUCAGGAUGAGAACAGAAAUUGUGCUCCGGUGGCGUGGCGGCAGCAGGAGGCCCCAUUAGCUAACGUGGUGCUUCAGGUUAAGUACAGUUUCAGGUUAAGUACGGACCUCCGGAAUGAAUUAAGUACGAAUUACCACUGUAAUACAGUCUCCAAGCUACUUGAAAAUGACAUUUCAGACUCAAACUUUAUAGCCCUUUGUAGAAGAUAAUCCUCUACUAGAUAAAAUCCUCUUAAAUAUAUAUAUUUUUAUCUGAACACCCCCCCCCAAUAGUAUGGAGUGUCCCAGCCUCUCUCCUUUCUGUUCCAUUUCAGCCUCUAAAACAAAUUGGAACAGAGACGUCAGAGCUGUAAGAUGCAGUUUAUGUAAGAAUGAUGCUUCUAGUUUUGUGGCUGGCUGCCAGAUGGACACAGAGGCCAGCUUUGUGAUGUAUAAGCUAAAACAAGUUUAUAAUGCUACCUGCUUUUAAAAAUAGCAGUCACUUCAAAGGCAAGAAUCUGCUUUUAAACACAUUAACAGUUCCCGUAACACAGCCUCCACAAUCGUUGGCUGUUCCUGUUCAUAUACACCUUGACUUGAUCCAGGAUGUUGACUUAUUCUAGUUAUCCUUUUGUCCGUCCUGUCUUCCCCCACAAGACAUAGAGGACUUUUGGAAGAAGGAAGAUCUCACAUUCCACUGAGUGUGGAGUCACUGUGCCUCUGCUGCUAUCUCAGAUGUUUGUAUGUUCUAGUGGGGAGAGUAUAAUCUGAGCAAGCCCCUAGGUAUAACUGUCUGGCAACAGCAGAAUAUCAGGAAAAGCUAGUCUUUUGAGCACUUAGAGGAAGACGAUGCAAACCUGCAUUUCUAGUGCUGUAAAAUGAGCACCUGCCCCUUCUUGCUCUUGAGAAGCAGUUGAAUCCUGAGCUGAAUUGGGCUGCUUCAGAAAGAUUCAGGGCUUUUUUGAUGAGAAGCAAUUGUCCUCUGAGUUGUCCCGAGGAAGAUGCUGUUGCUCCCAAAGCCUUUGGCCUGCUUCACAACUGUCACUGUUUAAAAUUGCUGCAUUUCACAAAUUUAGCAUCUAGGCAUUGGCGGGGUGGGGGGUAGUUUUGUGACCAAUGGGUCUAGCUUUCUGUCAGGAAACACCUUUACUAGGACUCUGCUUUUUACUACUAGUCCCGAUUCUUUUGGAAGGGAUGUACCAUAGGUAUCAACUGAGCAUAAAAUAAAAACUUCAAUCUAUUUUUAAAACUCUCUGCUGGAAUUUUGCAGAUGACUUACCUGGGACCCUUGAUGUUUCCAUCUGCAUAUAAAUUGCCCAAAGACUAAUCCAGACAAAGCCUUGGAUUUACUGACAUGGACUUUGGUUUUGAAGAUGAAGUGGGUUGUGUACGAGGUGACUUUCUCAAGCGCCAAAGUGGGAUCCAUACUGAAACUUGUACAGUAUUUGGUACAUGGUAGUUGCUAGGAUGCCCAAAAGCCGGAGUGAAGGCUAUCUUUAGUUUGGAAUAUAACUCUGGAAAUGUUGCUACUUGCGAUUGCAGACCUCCUUUGCAUUAAUUUUUCUGCAGGUCUUCCCAGGUUAUGACAAUAACAUUGAGGGAUUAUACUGAAAACUACACUGUAGUAGGUUCCAUUGAGAUGUUUCCACACUUUCGGGUUGCUCUCAUCCAUCAUUUAGCUACACACCUGGUGGGAAAUUGGGGAUACUACCCCCUGAUGUUGGGAAAGAUUGAGGGCACAAGGAGAAGGGGAUGACAGAGGACAAGAUGGUUGGACAGUGUUCUUGAAGCUACCAACAUGAGUUUGACCAAACUGUGGGAGUGCCUGGCGUGCUCUGGUCCAUGGGGUCAUGAAGAGUUGGACAUGGUUAAAUGACUAAACAACAAGAACACCACCAAAGCCAACAUGGUAAGAUGGACCAGGAAGUUGUAACUUGCUAUAUUAAGGAGUGUUCUAAUAUGGAGGUGUGUACAGGGUGAAUCUGUACUAAAGCUAGAAGAAGAAGAAGAAGAAGAGCACAACAACCCUCUGAUGGAAUGGUAACAAUGCCAGCCUGUCACUCCCGGGAUUAGAGCAGUUUCCUGGAGUUGCAUCGUGCGCUCUGUCUCUGUCUUAGGACCUCUCUCACACAGACUUCUUUGUAAUUAUCUGCAAGACCUCUAAGACGGGCUUUUCCAGCUCUCUGCACUGUUUCAUGUGAGAGGAUUCUGGAUCAACCUUGCCACAUGGAUGCACUGGCACAAGCUGAUGCCUUCUUAUUAGAGUACCUGCUCUCCUUCAGCUGCCCAAUUAACCGCUGACGGUUGCUAAUUCAAGCGAUGGUUUAGCAACUUAGUGGAAGGAAGACUAGGCUCUUCAGAAGGAAGGAGCAUGGCAGUGUGCUUCAGUGCCACUCAAGAAGAGGUGUUAUGUUGCGUCCUCCAAGUUAAUCCAUUUUAGUAGCAUUCUGCUGUCCUUGGAAGGGGUGUAUGAAUUUUCCCCACAUAGCUGUGACAGACUGCCUCUGCAGUGCAAUAUGUUUUUGCGUCUGUGUGUAUCUAUUUAGGUGGCUGCUUGCUGGUUUUCCCAGGACUGCUCCUGAGGGAUGAUUGGAAAAGAAACGGUGCCUCAGCAGAUAAUAUUGCAAUCCAAUUACUGCAACCAGCGUUGAAGACACUUGAUAAUGCUUGGCUGAGCCUGAACAAGCCAAUUUACGUUGCAGCGCAUUCAGGUUAAUUCCAUUAUAAUUGGCUCAAGUGCCUUGGCCACAAGCAAUAUACUCUGUUGUCUCAUCAACACCUCUGUAAUAAAAUUAAAGCUUCUGGCCCACAGUUAACAAGGAAUUGUGUUAAGAUUCAACUGCAGUAGGCAUUUACAGGCUUGUGAACAAGUGCACUGCGGGGUUGUGCUCCAGAACUUCCCUGCACCUUCUCAACAGACAUAUACUGGCUCCAAACUCUUUGGAGAAGGAAAGUACAGUUGAAUGUUGAGGGUGGAGGUGAACAUGAAGUGCCUUCUGUAUUGCCUUGAAGGGAGGGUGGUAGUUGCACAAGAAGACCAGCAUUUGCAGAGGAAUUGUACCUACUGUCAAUCCUCCCCAGCUCCUUUAUGCUCACUAUUUUGGAAAAUGUUGGGUUGGGAGUACAGAUCUUUAAAUAAAGCAUCCAGAAAUGUGGGGUGGUGGUGCCAUUUGUAAGCACCAAAAAGGAAACCAGUUAAUGAGCAACAUGGUACAUCCAAUUUCUGUUGGUGCAUGUGGAAUAUUAAUGACCACCCAAGUGUUCAAUGACCACCGAAAGUGCUAUUCUAGAUUGAAAGGAACACAAAUAACUCAUGCUAAUUUUUUUGUAUUAUGUUCCUUAAAAGCUAUUAAUAUUUAGGUAUUUUAAAAGUCAGUCCUGUUCGCUCCCUCACUUCUACAAAUUGUCCUUUCCCUAUAACUUUAUUACUCUUGCAAUGACUUUUUAGAGGCUUCUGGGGGCUUUAAAUGACUAUCAGGGAUCAGUGUAGUAAUCCAUCUAAAAAGAAGCUCAAACUUUUCCAUGAAGGCACCCAGCGUAUGGAAUUGUCUCCAGUUUGAAACAUGGCAAGCACAAACUUGGAUGGGCCUGCAGUGCUUAUUAAAGGUGCAUCUGUCCACCUAGGGAUUUGCAGGUUGAUAUUGAGCUUGGGAGUUAUGUUCUGUGGAUUGUGAUGUACCUUAUAUAUUAAUGUGUUGGUUUACUUGAAAAUGUGUUGUGUUGUUGUGAACCGCCCCAAUAUUGUUGAUGAAGGGUGAGAUAGAAAUACGUUCCAUAAAACAACUUUUUAAAAAUAACGGACAGUCAUAUUUUACAAAUAAAGCAUGGUGAUUUUCUUUAAGCUCUUUUGAGUUCUUAAAACCAUGUGUCUGCAACACAGCACUAGCAAGAUGCCCGCUCAAUACUUGAAAUGUGGCUCAAGUAUAGAGGAUCUCUUGCAUAAUUCUUAUGCUUGAACCGUCCUAAGAUCUUCAGAUGAAGGACAAUAUACAACUCUCUAACAAAUAAAUAAAAUAUAAAUAAAUAAAUAAGCCAGCUUUUUGUGCAAGGGCUUUAUUUUGGGGGCGGGGGAAGAGGCCUGUGGUGCAAUUGUAGAGCCUUGCAUGCAAAAAGUCCCAGAUUUAAUCCUCAGCAACUUCAGGUGGGACUGACAGAGACACUACCUGAAACUGGGGAGAGCUGCUACCUGUCAGUGUCGACAGUAUUGACCUAGAUGGAACAAUGGUCUGAUUUGGUAUAAGGCAGCUUCCUAUGUUCCCCUCCAAAAUAAUCACCACCACUUAAGUUUUGGACCAGACCCUGAAAAAUGUGUCUUGCUUCCGUAUCCUACACAGUCAAUUUAGUUCGGCAUCGAGUUAGUGCAUCUACUGUCCGCUUACAAUUCUGUGCCUGUAUUCAUUACUCAUUUUCUCCCCAAUUUUCUUAAAUGGAUCCUUUCUAAGGAUGACAGUUAGCAUCUUGUUUCUUCCUUUGUAACCUAUUAUGCUUGCUGUUGCACUUUCCUGAACGAUGGGGAGCCACAUAUCCCGUACCACUUCUGAGUUCAGCAGAGCUUGACAAAGGCUACAUUACAUGCCAGGACCUUCAUCUGAGGUGAAGUCAGUUGACUGACACAUCUCUGCAGUUGAUAGUGUAGAAUGCACAGCAGCAACAUGAUGAAGCUGGAAGUAAGAAAAGGGAUUGUUGCAGUCUGACAAAGAGGUACUUCACUCAUAGAAACCUGCUGUGUGCAAGCAACAAACACAGAUUCCCCCCCCCCCCCCACUAGGAAAUUUGACUAGAGCUGUCUACUAUAUAUACAAAGACACACAGGGCUGGCAAGCUACACACUGGAGAAGAAAAAUCUAUUCCAUUAAUCAGGCAUAAAGUCCUACACAGAUGGCUUAUAGGAUAGAUUAUGGCUGGUAAUCCUUUUGUGCCCUAGAAGAUUAAGAAUAUCCUGGUGCAGCAGCAGUCAGCUGACGCUUUAAAAAAAAAAGACUGAAAACUCUGGUGUAAUCCUGCACAGGACUGAGACUUCCCAGAGCCCAUGGCAAUUCAGUUUACUGAAAAUGCCUUGUUGCAUACAGUGGAUUUGGGCUUACUGAAAAGUUGUAGCCUUCACCACCAACUGCACAAACUACGGCAGUUAAGGAGUACCCGAGCCAUUGCUUUUUAAGUUGGUAUCCUAAACCUCGCAAUUAUAUCAAAUGCUUAUGAUUCUCCAGUGGAAACCUGGUACACGGUGUGAGUGCCUAGCAUCUUUAAAUCGGUGCCUCGGAUUUUAACAAGUCAAAUGACUUGCGCAAAGAAAAGGAAAGGAGAAGACUGGAUGCAGGAGCAACAUGAAUGGCCCCCAUGCAUGCUGAGAUCUCUGUGAUGGACUGGCUGGAUAUGGAUUUAUAUGAGGAUUACAAAUCUCCUUUUGAUUUUGAUACUGGAGUUAAUAGAAAUUAUCUCUAUCUAUCGCCCAGCAUGGCUUUUUCUCCUCCUGGAUCUCCUGUGUUGAAGGAUUCUGGUAACUGUUUUUAUAUCUACAGCCUUCUUAAGAGAAUCCAUACUAUAAGAGCAGAUCAUAGCUCAGUAUGCUUUCUGAAAGUUAUAGCCUAAGAUGUUUGUUGUAAUGUGCUCUGUGCUUUUCAGCUGGAAUGGAAGUGAUCAUAACAGGGUUCCAGAAGGGAACAAAACAUAGCAUGUUAGAUUUAAUGGAUGAAGAAAUAGGGAUGCACUCAAUAAUAUGGAUGCAACUGAAAGCCUGAUUUGAAUAAUAGGUAAUUAAAUGUUAGUGGAACUUUGCCUCAGAGCUGCCUUAAACACUAUCUGGCAUAGAGAAUGAUUUGAGAGAAUGGGGAAUGUUGUGUUAGCAUCCAGUUCCAAAAGAAGCUUUCACAUGCAUCUGACAACAAGGACUUGCGCAGAAGCUGUAAGUUUUCUGUGUUUCUCUGGUCCAGGGUCACCCAAUGAGCUUCAUGGCCGGGUGAGAAUUUGAACCCUGGUCUCCCAGGUCAUAGUCCAACACACUGUAACCAUUACGAUGCCACACUGGCUCUUGGAGACACGCACAACCAGUUAAAUGUUCUUCUGGUUCUUGGUCCAGAGCUCACUUGAACAUCUCCUUUGUGCUUGAUCUUGGAAAAAAUGUGUGUGUUUCCCAAGUGUUCAUAGAAUACUGAUUUAGGUAACUAUAGCACAGCCUUCCUUACCCUGAUGUUCUUCAGAUGAUGUUGGAAUCCAACUCCCAUCAGUUGUCCAAAACAUCUGGGAGGGCACUAGUUUGGGGAAGAUUUUGGGAGUGGAACCUUUGUGAAUUUCAAAGUGAUUAUAUAUAUUCAACAUAACUGCUAGAAACUAUUCCAAACAACUUAGAAUAAAAUUAGCUCUGUCAAAUUUGAACAUAGUUUGGCAUAUUUUGACCCUACCACCUUUUAUUUAUUCUCAAAAAAGAAUGAAUAACGCUCAGAUUUCAGCAAAUCUUUUUGCAAAAAAUGAAAGGUGUGUGUGUGGAGAAAUGAAUUUACAAACAUGAAAGACUUCCUUAGACAUCACAAGCUAGGUUCUGACAGACUAGAAUUUCUGGUUUUGUAGAGAUGGUUUGAUGCCUAAGGCACCAAACUUUUAAUACUAUUUCAUGCUUGUAGGCCAUAACUAACUUACUAAGUUAUUUGGUAAAGCUAGAUACUUGCCACUAUAACACUUUUCUUAAAAUUGGACCUUGGCAUAUUUUUAAAACUGAUUACAGUAUUUAAAUAAGAUUGCAACUUAGUUAGAUAAAACUGAAUUUGGAAUCUGCACUUAGACACGCUCUGCACAGCAAUCUUCCAGCAGAGUGAUGGGUUAAUGUGUACCCCAUGACUACUAUACACAUCCUAUGAAAAGCGGGUUCUUGCUGUGAAUAUUGGUGCUUUCUACCGUGAGUACAUAUGAUGGAAAUGACCUCUGUGCAGUUUCAUCUAUGGUAAUGAGAUCUAUGUAAGAAUAUAUCUGAAAUGCUUCUUGGCCUAGUAGGAUCCUAAAUGGCAUUAGUAGCAAGGCAUGUUUAGCUAAGUGGGUAGGAUUCCACAUAAACUUGUUUACCAAUGACUAGUGUCCUUCCAGUACUUCUAGCAAUACUCUUGAUUGUGGAAGAGAAGCAAAUCUAGCUCUUCCCCACUCCAUUCUCUGUGAAGGGAAGUGACCGGCCCAGGGUUACCCAUUGAGCUUCACGGCUGACUUGGGAUUUGAGCCCUAGUUUUCCCAGAUCCCAAUCUUAACGCUCCAACUGCAACACCGCACUGACUCUCUUCUGCUGAUGUGUUCAGCUGUCAUUCUGUGCAUCCUGAGACAACUUCCCUGCAGCGUGACUGGGAGGCAGCCAGGAGAGUUGUGCGGCACAAGAACCAAAAACCCUUUUGCCCACCAUCCUUCUGGGGGAUGCAAGAUGGCACAUUCCUGGAUGGAUAUCCCCAAUAAAGUCACAGCACAGCUAAAAAUAUAACUAGAAUACUCUACUUGUAUAAAAAAUUAAACCAGAAUGCACUUACUGCAGAGAACUAGAGGUGUUUGGCAGAAUGUUUUAAUUCGGUUGCUUGCUGUCUCAUGAAAACUUAAAACACUAUUUACCAUCCUUUGAGGAUAGGUUUUGCAUAAAUGAUUUUUAUGUUCCUGUAAUGCAGAAUAAUUCUCAAUUGGUUAACUGCCUUCUUGAUAGUAAUCUGAAGAGAGCUUUGCAGGAAAUGCUUCCGUUUGCUAUUGGAAAAAGAACAUUCUCUUUGGUCUGUGGAGCGACAAGAUUGUAUUGGUGUUAUUUACUACAUCAGUCUUUAGCACCAACCUCUGAUUUUCAGACUGUUCCAGGGAACCAUAUUGGGGGCAGUUAUGUCCUUGAGAAGACUGGUAAUGCAAAAUAGCUUUUCCACCAUUACUGAACUUACUGUGCAGCUGCAUAGGAGUGUUGGUUGUGCUCUGGGAUGCAUUCUGGGCAUUGGGAACAGCUUAGGACUUCCGGAGCAGACCAGUGUUGAACGGUAUACCCUCUACAGUAUUUGAGUUGUUUGGCACACAGAUUUGCAAGUUUCAGAGGAAUCAGAUUCAUGUAAACCAGCGUCUUUGGUUGUCAUUUCUGCGUUGUCCAUAUGAUCUAUAAAACCCUUGCCCAGUUUUUGCCCAAGAUGAAGAUACCAUGAGGGCAUAAAUAUGAUGUGAAAGGGAAGGUGUGAAAUGGGGAAAUCUUGGAUCACACAGAAGUAGUAAGGAUAGAAGGUUUUAAGAGGUUAGAUGAGGCCAAGGCACUGAAAUCUGAGUAGCAGUUAAUUCUGAUCUUAAAAUAACAAAACCCUGAUAAAGCAGCUCAGUGUUGUAAAUGUAGUUUUUGCUUCUGCCUCUAUUGAACUCUGUAUUCACUGUCAAAUAUCGUCUGUUGUCAUGCAUCCAUUCAUUGAAACGCUCCUUACAGCAAGAUAAAUCAGACAGUCCUCUUAUCAGGGACAUGGGAAACCUGUGACCCUUCAGCACAGCCAAAAGGUUGGGGAUGAUGCAGUCCAAUGUGUGAGGAGCCACAAGUUCACCAUCCCGGCACCAUUGCAGUGGUGGGAAACCCCAUUCUUGCUUUUCACACACCCCACCAGCCUUGAUGACGAAUGUUUGACAACAAAGCAAUCUUAAAGUAGUGAUUCUUUUUCUUUUUAAAGGUCUGCUGAAAAAUGAAGUAAUUCCUGAAGUUGGAGAAGAUGCUGCUGCUUCAGUUAAUGUUGCAGAGGCUUUGUCAGAAGAAGAACAGGAAGAACUUAGAAGAGAGCUUGCUAAGGUAAACCUGUUAUGUGUGGCCCUCAAAAAUGAUCUGAUUCACAUGUGUGAGCCACAGCUGCAUUUAAUAUGGAGUUAUGAGGCUGUCUUUCUGAUAGUGCUGUUGGAAAGUAAUUUGUUUUUAUAAUGGACACAGUGAAUGGCCUAAGGCUGCGUGGUGCUGUUCUGUAGUUAAUUGUGUCUUGGUCUCAGUGGAAGGUCCAUGUAAAGCAGCUCUGUGUUUGCUGGAAGAACAGUACAAUAUGUACAACCUUGAUUUAUGGCUUAAGCUACCUCUGUAUGCAUGAAAGGUUCAGCUGAUUUGUUUGCUUCAUAUAUUUGGGGGUUUUAACAAUUGCAAAUUCAUUAAAGGGAAAACAAACCAAACCAAACAGAAAUACAUUUAAAUAUCAAUGCAUCCAUUUUAAUUUACACAUAUUUAUCAGUAUAUUAUUUUGCAAGCAAAAGUAGUUCCUGGUUACCUGUUGCCACACUUGCUUCGAUCAGCUCUGUCUCCUUACAGAAUUAAAAAAAAGAGCUGAAGCAGAAGUUGGCAUUUGGAAUUGCAAAUGCAGAAGGCUUUGGUUUAGAGUAAGAACACUUGAAAGACAUCGCAGAUGUAGCACUCACUUUGCUUUGAUUGUGCCUUCAAAGCUUUUCAUGUUUCUUGCUCUUAGUUCUGUGACAUUGGGACCUGAAACAAAACAUUGUACUGUGCAGCGAUGCUGUUCAGGAACUCAACCAUUCUUUUCCAUUACCCCGCCCCAAACCAACAUGGCCACUGAGCAUUCUGUCAACACCAAACUUUUGGGGGGUUCACCGUCGCUUAGGGGUUGUUGGUUUUUUGGGGGUUUUUUUUGCCUGAGGGCUUUCUGUAGUUCUGUUAAAAAACCCCAACAAAAAACCAACAACCCUGAUUAUCUUGCAGCCUGAACAUUGGGAACAGAGGGAAUUAUAUUGCCUUCAGUCCAUUACAAGUUUUAGAUUUUUCUGUUUUGGUUUAUGCUGUUUUUAAUGUGAAUGUUAUUUUGAUUGUAAGUUGCUUUGAGUUGCUUUUGUGGAAAAAAAGCAACCAAUAACCAAAAGCAACCAAUAAGUUCAUUAAUAAGUAGAUGUGAAAAUUACCCAUGCAAUUGAAUUGGGGCACUAUUAGUUGAUUACUGAAUCAGAAUCUGUUAGUGUUUUGUCUCAAACUGAAACCUAUAAUUAACAUAUAUUUAAACCCUUAAAGGAUGCAAGUGUAAUUUGUUCCAAACAAGGAAAUGUGAAAACAUCUGCUCUAAAAUAAUUCCUCAGUAGCUUAUGCUUCCCUAGUUGAUUUUCUUCAUGGGCUCUAUCUCGUAGGUGGAAGAAGAAAUCCAGACUUUGUCACAGGUACUAGCUGCUAAAGAGAAGCAUCUAGCAGAAAUAAAGAGAAAACUGGGGAUCAGUUCACUGCAGGAGCUGAGGCAGAACCUUUCCAAAGGGUGGCAAGAUGUCACAGCAACAAAUGCGUAUGUUUCUUCACUUAAAUUAUUUUGCCUGAAUGCAAGGGAUGGCCUUGAGUUUCCUCGUCAGCUGAAUUUGGUGGGCUUUCUCAGAGGAAGCCUUUGUUUCAGGAUCUAGUGAUGACAGGUUAUAUGUUUGUAGCGAGGGUUUCAGCAGGACCAUUCAGAGGAGACCAUUCUUCCUAAAAUGUUAGUUUUCUGUAUGCCUGAAUUCUCUUCGGUGAUGGGAGAACAUUCAGACACUUGGCAUGAAGCCUGAGCUAGGAAAACUUUGUGAAGUGGUCCUUAAUGUCUAGGCAAGGUUUAGUCAAAGCAGAAGCGAGCUUCUUUCUAGGGUUGGUUAAAAUUGUCAUACCAUUAAGCAUCUGGCUCUUCCAACGUUGUUUAACGACAACUCUCAUCAAUCCCUGGCAGCAUGACCAUUGGUCAGGGUUAAGCUGUAGUUCGACACACAUAUAUUGGAGGCAGUGUUUUUUUUUGUUGUUGUCUGUGAGAUGUGAGAAGGCCGUUGCAAUUGGUUUUUUUUGUUGUCUGUGGGUGUGAGAAGGCCGUUGCAAUUGUUUUUGAACAUUGAUGUUUUCAUUGUGAAAACACUUCAAAUGUAUUUUAUGGGAAGCAAUUGAUAAAUGGAAUCAAAUACAUACAGUGAUGCCUCGCAAGACGAAAAACUCGCUAGACGAAAGGGUUUUGCGGUUUUUGAGCUGCUUCGCAAGACAGAUUUCCCUAUGGGCUUGCUUCGCAAGACGAAAACGUCUUGCAAGUUUGUUUCCUUUGCUUGAAGAGGUGCAGUUGCGACUUGACUUCGAGGAGCAACUCAUAGCACGCGGUGUGGUAGCCUUUUUUGAGGUUUUUGAAGACUUUGGCGAUUUUUGAAGCUUUUCCAAAACUUCUUUUGCAGCCAUUUGGUAAGUUAAACUUUUAAAACUUUUUGGGGGGGUUUUGGAUUUUGGGUUGGGGUGUUUGGAAUUCAAGGACUUGGUGUUGGGGAGGGGUUUGCAAGAAUCUGGGAGCUGGUGUGGGUUUUUAUGAAUUUUUAUGAUUUUCUGUGACCAUUGGGCCACUCUGUUGUUUUUAAAAAAAUUUCUGGAUUUGAAUUUCUGUGUGGUGGGUGGCUGGGGGAACAGUUGAGGAGGGGUUUGCAAGAAUCUGGGAGCUUGUGUGGUUUUUUUCUGCAUUUUUAUGAUUUUCUAUGACCAUUGGGCCACUCUGCUGUUUUUUAAAAAAAUUUCUGGAUUUGAAUUUCUGUGUGGUGGGUGGCUGGGGGAACAGUUGAGGAGGGGUUUGCAAGAAUCUGGAAGCUUGUGUGGUUUUUUUCUGAAUUUUUAUGAUUUUUAUUGUUCCUUCAAUUUUUGAAUUUAUUGUUCCUUCAAUUUUUGAAAUGCUCUUUACAGUAUGUGUGACUUUAAAGAGCACUUAAUAAACUCUUGUUGUACCAAAUUUGGCUUUGUUUGGACUUUUUUUGACCAUAGGAAUGCAUUAAUUGAAUUUCAAUGCAUUCCUAUGGGAUUUCGUGCUUCGCAAGACGAAAAAUUCGCUAGAUGAAAAAACUCGCGGAACAAAUUAAUUUUGUCUUGCGAGGCACCACUGUACUUUCUUCAUUUCUACAGCACAAACACACACACAUCUCAACAUUACAUCAAUUUAUCAUUCUCAUUGUCCACUGUGGGAGCAGAAUGCUGGGCUAGACACAGUCGGUCUAGCAGGGAUGCACUUAAGUAACAUCUGCAGGACCACAGCUUCCUGUCCCUGCUCUUAAGCACGUGUGCUGAACGUGUGGCCAGAUGGUUUAUUCUUUCUGGUCAGCUAGUUGCUGAAAACGCCUAAUGCAACUGUGUGUAAAAGACUCAAUAUGGCGUUUUGGCGUUUGGCAAAAACGUUUUGGCAUCUAAGACAAAAGAACCUGGAUGUCUUGCAAUUUUCGAGAACUUUUUCUGGUUAAGUUUGAUAGGAAGAUGAGGCAACUCUCCCAACUGUUUUCUUAUCACACAAAUUGUAUCGUGGAGCAAAUAUUUUGCCAUGUAUGUUGCGAAAGAGAUGUGUUAUUGGCAAACCUUUUCCAUUUUAAACCAAAUCAGUUAUAUAUCACGUGCUCUCCUAUAGAUGCCUUGUUGUGACUUGUUAUGCCACUUUUACAAAAAAAAGAGAGUUCUAAACCCAGUUUCUCUCAUUUUGAUAGAGGAAAGGGAUGCAGGAUACAAAAUCUAACUUUUCAGACAAAUUUGAUGUACCAAAGCUAGUGUUUACUGGAAAUGCUAAGGGUUGAAGAAGAGCUGCCUUACUAGCAAUGCAUGACUUCUUAAUUUCAAGUGCACUAGGAGCAAAGUAAUACGCAUGCCUGUUCCAACACUUGUGGUGCAGGUAUUUGAGAAUUGUGAUAAUAGGUUGACUCUUUUUUUAAUUUAGGUAUAAGAAGACAUCAGAAACACUGUCUCAAGCUGGGCAGAAAGCUUCUGCUGCAUUCUCAACAGUUGGCUCUGCAAUAACGAAGAAGUUGGAAGAUGUGAAGUAUGACUUUAAUUUUCCCCUCGCCUGUAGUAGUAUCUGUUUACACUGCAUAGGGUUUCAGCAGUGCCAAACACAAAAUUGCAAACCCUUCCAGGAGUGCAGAGUUUGUGGAUUGCAGCUGGGAACUGACAGCUUGAUUCUAUAACUAAGCUAUUUAUUUUGACAUGAACAAGCAGGGAACUACCACCUCUGGCCUUGUGCUAAUGGCAUUCUAUUUUUUUAAUGGGUGGGUGGGGACUGUGCCACUUACAUGUGAAAUGGUCCCCAGUCCAUUGAAUGGACUAAUAUUGAUCCACUUUGAGACUUGCAUCUUCCCAAUGUGCCUUGAUUAGGUUCCUCCUAUUCAGUGCACUUCCCAAGAUAUUUAGGUGCAUGAGACUGCAAAUUGUGUUUCCUUCCCGAGUGUUAACAAAGCUAUCGCAACAUUGUGCUUCUCUCUAACGAAACCCCAAAAUUUGCCAUCUGAAGCAAGCCGCCUCAACCUACCUAAUAGUUGGGCCGGUACUGCUCUGAAUUGAUAAGACUAAUCUUGGAGAGCUCCUGCAUCUAGAUGUUCCUUUCUUGAUGUAAUCAUGUUGGAGGGUAGGCAGUAGGGAAUAAAACCUCAGUUGGAAUGGGGUUAAACUAGUUGCAUCAAGCUACUGAAAGCAAGCAUGUGAGAGCUGCAUGAAUCCCAGGCAUAUAGAAAUAAAUCAAGAACGUUCUGAGUACCUGCAUUUUUGUGAAAACUAACUCCCAUCCUAGAACUGUGGCUUACAAAACUUCUGAUCUUUUAUUCUGUUUAUAUGUUUUGUACUGUUGGUGAGGUUUUCUGGGGGUGAGGGAUGGAACGUGCUUGUGUUGGGUUGUAACAUCUCUAGGUAUCCUUAGCAGAGCAUGUGUGAACUGUAGGUUUGGAUUCUAUAUCCUGGAAGCUUUAUUUAUUUUAUUUUUUAAAGAUUUAAAAUAUUUGCAUUGUUUCUGAGGUUGAAGGGCCCAAUUGCUUUUCUUCAUUAAAGCAAUGGUUGUGGGAACUUGUGACGAAACCAAAUGGUAUAACAGCAGCCGCACAGUGACCUGGUUUGCAUGUCAAGUUAAGCCAAACUUUGACUGAACAUGAAUGUAUGAAGGUGUGGACCCUUGAAGAGCUUGCAGUCACAUUGCUCCUCCUUGGCCCUUUUAUAGCUGCUGCACUGCACUAAGGUUUGGCUUUAGCAUGUCACCCGGACCUGGACACGUCAUUCAACAAGCUGUAACCAGCUUGCAUUUGGCUACACCCCAUGGCUAAUAUGCAGGGAGCUUAGCAUGGUGUCCCAAUCUGGGCUUGUGUUUAAGCUUGGCUUAGUUCUGUGCAGCUCAACAUGGCAGCAAAAAAGGACUGGGGAGGGGCAAAGUGGCUGCAAUUUCCUCUUUGGGAGCCUGCACUAAGCCAAGUUUGGGUUCUUUGUUACACUCUGGGCAGCUUUUCGUGUAGACGACACAAAAAUGUGCAUCUUUCUUAUUUCAGUUUGUGGGUGCUUGCACUCAGAUUUCUUCACUCAGAAGUAAAAUCACUUGCAUUUAAUUGCACAAUAUUUCCUUGGAACUGCUGAAUCUCAGAGCUAGAUUUCAUUGCUGAAAACGAACCCUUCACUUCUGUUGCUGCCGUUUUCUUCUGGAGUGUAGUCAGUUAACAUAUAAGUGCACUACCUCAAGCUCACUACUUUUACUGUGAAAAUCCCUGUGUGUUUAUACUGGAACUUUCUCUUUAUUUUUAAAUGUUUGCUUGGUGUCCUACAGAGUGCACGCAUUUACACAUUCCUUUAGGUAAGAUUGUGAAAAGUUGCUGUAGAGCAUGCAAGUAGUCUUUUCGUUGUCUAGUGAAUAGCUCCUGACUGACCAUAAUACUGGGUAACUUGAAGUAGUUUUCCUUCCCCACCAGAAAAACUUUUUUUUAAAAAAGUGUUUAAUAGAUUAUUAGAAAUACUAGGCUAUUUCCAAUGAAGUUAUCCACAGAGAAGACCUAUUUGUGGAAGAGACGUGGGAGGUAGCAUAUGGCAACUCUGAAGAGCACUUCAAUGUUGUUAGCCAUAUAUAAUAUGUGAAAUUCAGGGGAGGGGGGGAUAGCCCUGUGAAGUUGAUUGCAAUAGCAAUGCAAUUAAAUAAGGAAUGGAAGAGGUGAAGGGAGCCAGGGAAAAAGAGCAGAGGGUUUCUGUGGUGAGUGGAAGGAUGCUGUCUGGAUACCACAUCUAUCCAUCCAUGGACAGGUGCCUUACCUGUUGAUAGCCAAACAGAGGGAUAGACCUUGAAUACAGGUUUCUCAGCAGUCAGGUCUACCCCAGGUUUUGCCACCUCUCAGUCACAAGAUGUACCAAAAAUGUUAGACCUGUUGUUUGAUAGUUACAUAUGUUGGUUUGAAUUUUUUUACUAUGAGUAAUUUCUGCAAGUUCCUAUGAACCAAGCUUCCCCUGGAUUGAGCACUUAAAACAUAUUGAAUAGCCUGUUUCAAGGGAAUGUUACCAGUGAUCAAAUAACAACAGAUUGACUUUGUAGUUAGUGUUAAGGAAGAGAGUCUUAGCGAGAACAGUUUCGUUGCCCCCUAACACAAUGCGCACUGAUGGGUGGGAUUCAACCAGUGAGUCCCCUUAGUGGAAGCCCUGCGCAAGGCCUUCCACUUGUGCAGUGAAGCUUCUCUCCUCUCCUCCCAAAUGACUUUUUUUGGGGGGGGGGUAUUGGGAGAAUCACCGAAACAGCACACAGGGGGAUUGUUCUGUCUGGCAAGCUGGAAAUGUUUGCCACGAUGGAACGAUUUUCUUAGCAUGGCAUUGAAUUUCUCCCUUUCAGAUAAUACUCUUCUACUUUAUUGGAGCAGAAUUUCAGCACAGAAAUGAGCGAUAGCUUUUCUUAUUUAUCUAAAACUCAGAUAUUUUUCCUGCCCCCUCUCUAGUUCCUUCUAUUAUAUGACUGAAUGUUCCAGACCUGCUGGGGAAAGUAGAAGGGGAUAGUGCUGUGCACAUAACACCUUCUUCCAGUGGAACACCUGAAGAGGGAGAUUUCUGUUGCCUCCACAGUGAGAUACCUGGGCACCAAACAAGAACAGAGGCAAGAUAAUCCUCCUUUGGAUGGCGGCACUGGAAGAAUGAACAGCAAACGAUGUUUCUGCUGAACUUCCCUGUGCAGGAUCACAAUAGCCAAAAAACAUUUUACCUUUUAAUUCUUAGCAAUUUUGACUAUUGCUCACUUGCAACACUGGGCACUAUAUUCCUUUAGAAACAUUGGAAGUUUCUUUAUACUGAAUCAUACCAGUUGGUCCAUCAAGUUCAGUGUUGUCUACACUGACCGGCAGUGGAUUUCAGACAGGGUUUCUCACAGCCUUACUUUGGAGGUGCCAAGGAUUGAUGCUGGCACAUUCUGCAUGCAAAGGAAAUGUUCUGCCACUGAGCUAUGGCCCUUUGGGGUGUGCUGUAGCUACAGUAAGCAUUUCAUGGAGGAUAGCUUGUCUUUAAUGCCUAAGCAAGUGGAAAGUGUGCUGUAUUCUUUCCAGUUCUGUUGUCAAUGAUUGUGCAGCACUUUUGAGAGAAAUUGGAUCUGUGGCAAUAUAGGUCAAGGGGUUGCAGGGAUAGCAGCAGAACUGGGGCUGCUACCUGACAACCUUGAGGCUGCUUCAUCGCCAAAGAGCAGAACAGCUGGAAAAUCAGGAAGAGGAAAACAGACAAGAGCUUAUGUGUGAGAGAAAGUGGUAACGAAGAUGAUAGGGCAAGAAAGUGAAUAAAUGUUAAAAGGUGAAAAUGAGAGGUUAAGUCAGGCAUAGGCAAACUCGGCCCCCCAGAUGUUUUGGGACUACAACUCCCAUCAUCCCUAGCUAACAGGACCCCUGGGGUCAGGGAUGAUGGGAGUUGUAGUCCCAAAAUAUCUGGAGGGCUGAGUUUGCCUAUGCCUGGGUUAAGCACUGAUGCUCCUGGGGGAAUGAUGUGGUGAGUUAGAGGUGCAUGUUCACACAUGCACCUUGACUCACUUUGGGGGUAUAUGUGGUGGCAUGAAUGCCAACUUCCUAUUAUGUAGAUGGUGGUGUUUUGGUUGUCUAUGCCUAGCAUUCAGAUGAGCUGUUAGCGGUCUUCACAAGGCUAAAAAAAUUCAGAUGUUAAAAUAUGAUCCAGUGACUUAAACUCCAAGCUAGAAGACAACCUACAGUGUGAACCAUGGUUUGUACCCGCUAAAUCAUAUUCUUUGAGCAGACCCAUUGAAAUCAGUUCAGAAGUUAAUCAUGACUUAGUUGGACUCAACCCUAUGUAGCUAGUAUCGGUUGUGUAGUUGGCAGACUAAUUGGUGUUGCCCAAACUCUAUAUAGAAAUCGUUUAUAUAGGAACAUAAUUGAAACAUUCGGACCAGUUUAAGUGAGAACCAUUUUUGCUUUUUCUCAAGAUAGAAAGCGUUUCUGUAGAACAACCUGUCCCUUGUUAUGAACUGAUAGCUUUCAAUAGCUUUGUUUUAGCUUCCUUAUCAUCUGGAACAUGUCAUAAAACUGACUUGUUUAACAAUUGCAUCACUAAAUCCGGAUAGGCUUGGCAGCAUCUAAUGGCCUAUAAAGUAACAGCUCACCAUAACAGUGUAGUGACUGCCUCAAGGCAUUAUCUACUCCUGUGUUGCUGAAGGAACAAGCAUUAUUAGUAUAUUGAAAGCUAUUGUGAUCCACUGUAUAGUUAUUGAUAGUCCAGAUCCGAUUCUUCCUUGCACUUUUCCAGGCUGGGUGAACAGAUAAAACAAUAGGUGCCUGGUGUAUCCUGUAGGAUGGUUGUGAGGAUGAACAUAAAGUGCUAAUAUAAAAAGAGGCAUGGUUUUUGGCAGAAGCUGAUUGGCCCCAUCCUGAAAACACAUUGAAUCAUGUUUAUAUCCCUAGGUUAAGGUUUUAAAAUUCUGGGUGUACUUACUCCUGAAGUUUACACUCAUCUGAUUAAUCUGUAAAGUUUGGCAUUCUUGACUAAAUCUGAUCAGUUACUUUAAGAACCACCCUGUGGAGUUUGUUUACUAACCUAGCAUGAUGUGCUUAUAUGUUGCUACUGCUUGCCUCUUAGUGGUGCAUGGUGACAGAUUUGCAUGCCUGUUUUGAGUGUGUUGGAUAAAUAUUCUCAUAAUAUGUUGCUACACGAAAUGGCAGGGACAUGGUGCACCUCUCCUCAUAAUCUGACUGAUUCUCCUUUCUUUUAACGCUGCCGUGUAGUAUACGUUGUCUACAACAUUCAAUUAGCAUGCCUGCUAUGAGGUAAUGUAUGUAACUGCAUUAAGUUUUAGUUCCUAUUCUAAUGUAAGGAGGGACAAAUAAUCUUGAUUGCUGCAAAUGCAUAUUUAAAACAGGUAAAGGUGUAUUUGACUUGCCCCAUAUAGAGUGCUUGGGUAAUGCCAUUUUGUAUUGAAGCAGGAACAUACCCUGCGUUGUCACCACUGAUCCAGUGGACUUCUGUUAGAGUAGGGAAGGUGGGGGAAGGAGAGGUAUAUAUGUGUGUGGGGGUGUGUGGGUGUGUAUUAAAAGUUUCAUUUAACAUAUGUGCUUCUGCAUAACUGCAAAUACUAGUGGGGAACAGGGAGUGGAGAAACAAACACAAAUAUAACAAAGGAAUAAUUGGAGCUUUAAAGUGUGCUGCCUAUGGCUCCUUGGCAAAUGGGGUUUUCAUUUGGUGUAUUAUAUAUUUGGUGCCAAAUGCAAGGUGGGAUAGGUUACACUCCAAGAGUUCAGCUGAUUGGUGCUGGCUGAAGCUCUUACUAAGAUCAGCUGCACAGAACUUUCUUUGCAGCCCAGUUUGAGGUUAAGCUGGUCUGUGAAGAGUAAUGUUUAAUCUCACAACAGAAGAUUGAGGUGGGUGGCCUAACUUGUCUGGCAAGUGCCCCCGGGGGAGUGUGUGUGUCAGAAUCUGGCCCACUGGCCAGAUCUAGUUCUCUCUCCCCUGGCAUAUAGGAUUGGACUGGAAAAUAAUUAAAUAUAAAAAGGAAAUUGUAUAAUUGGAAUCUUGCAGGCUGCUGACUGGCACCAUAGCUGCAUCUUAAAAGUACUGUUCUGAUCUUCAAGUUUUUCUUUAAGUGGUUUGCCAUUGCAUAUACAUUUUUUAAGGCCAAACAAGAAAUGUAACUCUUGUUUUCUUUCCUGAAUAGAAAUUCCCCAACAUUCAAGUCCUUUGAAGAAAAAGUGGAAAACUUAAAGGUAAAUCUAACAACAAACUUCAUUCUUAAAAUAAAAUUUUAAAAUUAGCUGAGAUUUCUAAGAAUCCUUGAUCUGUAGGUAUUCUGCUUCCUUGGAAUAGUGGAGAACAUUUAACUACUAUGGUGUCUACUAGCAGUACCACAUUGUUGGGAACUAAAUGAAGUUUAAUUUCUGCAUUGUUGGAAGAGAAAACACAGGACAGGUUAUUGGUUCUUAAGGGGACCAGAAUGAAGUGUGCUCAGUAAAAACAGCCUGAGAAAUGCAUUAGCAGGACAGUGUUAGUUUCCCCCUUUCUCUCCCCAUAUACCAAUUUGAAGCACAGUUGAAACUCUCAGGAAGUCAAACUUGCAUUGAAUUAGGACAUUAGCUUAUACAAUGCCUUGUGUGCACCUACACCCUGAGGAUAUGCUUAAGGUAGGCUACUAAAAUUAUAACUGAUUUAGAUAAAUUUUGUACACCCAUAAUAUCAUCAUUAUUAUGUGCCUUUUAAAAUAACUCAUGACAGUAUAGAAAAUAAAUGUUGCUGGACAGUGUUUUAGCUACUGACCUUAACUGAUUUUUUUUAGUAUGUCCAGGUGUGGCAUUUCUGCAACCAGAAUUAUGCAAAUUGGCAUAACCAUCUUUCUACUUUAUCUAUAGGGCACAGAGAUGGUUGUUUUAACAUGUUGCUUGCACGUCAAAUUGGGGAUUACAUCAUUUAUCUACCUCUGGUAUUUUACUACAAAGUUUCCUCUACUAUUGCUGGGGCUAAACUUAAAUCUGUAUGCUAAGAUGCUCACGUGUACACACUUUAUUCAGUUGUAUCAACCUGUUUUCCAAAAGCUCAGAACUUAAACUGUUCCCAGUAGAAAUACAUAAUGGAUUUUAAAUUGCACCAUUAAUUACUGCAUGAAGAAUAAAACUAUUCUGUAUUCAGGUUUCUGCUUUGGACAUUGGGAGAAGGAAGUUUCAUAAUUGUGAGACAACUAUGGAAAGCACCUGUGUUCCCUUGCUGUCUAAACUUGGAUUGGACAGAGAGAAAUAAUAUUUGGGUAUAUAGCCAUAGGCUGUUAACCAUAAUUGCAGUUUAACUUCUAAAGAGUGUAAUCUGAAGUCUCUAAAUCUCUCUUCAGUAUAAGGUUGGGGGAACCAAGCCUGCUGGGGGUGACUUUGGAGAGGUCUUGAACUCUGCUGCCAAUGCCAGUGCCACAGAAGCUACUACAAAGCAGACAGAAGAGGAGACUCAAUGAUUGUCCUGCCUUCCUUGUGCUACCCACUGCCAGAUGCUGCAAGCAAAUGCUGAAGCACAACACCUCUGCUGUAGACUGUUCCAGGAUGUCCUUCUGUUUAGCACUUAGCUUUAUAGCUGUUCAAUGUAAAUCGUUUCUAUAGGUUCAGAGUAUUUUUGAAACCGUAAAAUACACUCUUGCCUAUGUUAUCUGUGGGAUGGGGAAUUUUUAUGCAUUUUGAGUAUUUAAAAAAAAUUAUUUCUGGUCCAAAGAAAUCAUUAAGGUUUUACAAAAGGUUUAGAAAUGGGAGACUCAUCACUGUAUAUGAUGGAUGCUGGGACGAAUAGCAGUUGCUUCAUGCCAUGUCUCUUCAUACUUAAUUCACUGCCAAAACCUUUGAAAACUUCAUUGUUGUUUUAAGUGUGUACCUUUAAUUGGUUCUGUUGCAAGAGGUUCCACAGGCAGAAUAAGUUUGCUUUGAUAUUGCAAUGUUAAGUUAUCAGUGUAUGUGUUGUGGUCUUGGUUAGUGGACACUGAAAGUAGGGUGAUUCCAACAAACAUUCACUAUUUUUAUGGUUUCCCUAAAAAAAUUAAAAUCCUGAUAGUAAACUUCUCUGAACAGUUCCAAUUAGCAGAGAUGAUGUUUUCUCCUGGGUAUUAGAAGUUGACUUCCAAAAUGUAAAAUGAGUCAGGCUGUUAGCAUAAAUUAUAUAGGCUGAAAGCCUACUGCAAAGGGAGUGGUUUAGAGGCACCAUACUUACAAAAAUAAAAUGGUUGCUCCCUUCCACUUGCUAGUUGAUGAAAAGGAACAUUCAACUAAAAGUCCAUGUUAUUUCUGCUGCUUAUAACACUCCCCCCUCUCAAUAAAUCAAUAAAGUGUAUGGUACCAACAGUGCAGAGUCGGCUAUGCAUUUCCAUUUGGGGGAAAUGCACAUUGGAAUGUAGGCAAUAUAGACCCAAGCUCUGAAUUGGCUGCAGUGGAAGAUUGGAAUAAGAUAAAGUGGGCAAUCUCACAGCCUGGAAAUACAAAAAUGACCACGGUCAACUCCUUCUAUGCUUAAAAAUGUUCUCUUAACUAAAACCUGUUGCUGAUCUUGUAAAAAGUCUUGGCUUCCUAGAAGCUAAAUGCACUCCCACCUUGUAUGUAUACUACGUGCCUGCAUUAGACAAAUUUCUGGCACACUGUAAGGUUAUAUUUAGGAGAAGUGUUUUGCCACAUUAAUCACAAAGCUUGAAAUGAACUAGAACACAUUCUUAAAAGGUGCAUUGCAACCUAGGCUUCAUCUUUGUAGCUGCACCAGAGCUGCCACAAAUAAUGCCUAUUAAGCAAUUUUGCUGUAUUUGACAGCGUUCUGUAGCAUUUCAGAUUUAGCCUCAAUACUUGAUUACUUGUUAAAAUAAAAGCAUUGUCUUCUCAAAUGUAAAAUGCUACUUUGAGUUGGCUUGUGUCUUUUAAACAAGGUUAUCCUUUUCAAAUGAAGGUCUCAAUUAGAGCUUCUAAAUAUGCAUUUGAGAGACCACUUCCUUUCUAGAUGGGGUUGGAGGAGGAGCGAGCAUUUUGCUCACUGAUUCAACCUGGGCACCCAGAUAUUGUGAUGGGAUGCUGUUUUUAGAUCAUAUUCUCAAAAGUCACGUCUGGACAUCAGUUUCCGUUUGGAUCCAUUUUCAGUUUCAAAGAAUGGUCAUAUACCAAGUAAGUACUGGAAUUCCAGGAUUUGAUUUGGAGAAAAAAGUCCAGAGAAUUGGGUGUCAAGCUUUGGGUCUUGAUUGUUAUUGAGUGUUGUUAUACUUACCUGUCCCCCACCCACAAGGCUUACUCUGUCUCCAAAAAUAUUUAGGUCUUACACACUGUUUUAAAUAUAAGGAACUUAAUCAUAUGCGGGUGGCGCUGUGGUCUAAACCACAGAGCCUAGGGCUUGUCAAUCAGAAGGUCGGCGGUUCGAAUCCCCGUGAUGGGGUGAGCUCCCGUUAUUUGGUCCCAGCUCCUGCCAACCUAGCAGUUUGAAAGCAUGUGUAAGUGCAAGUAGAUAAAUAGGUACCGCUCUGGUGGGAAGGUAAGCAGCGUUCCUGUGAACUGCUCUGGUUCGCCAGAAGUGGCUUAGUCAUGCUAGCCACAUGACCUGGAAGCUGUCUGCGGACAAACACCGGCUCCCUCGGUCUAUAGAGCGAGAUGAGCACGCAACCCCAGAGUCGUCGGUGACUAGACCUAUCGGUCAGGGGUACCUUUACCUUUUAAUCAUACCUAAAAUAGGCUAGUCUCACAGUAGCCACAAGGUGGAAGCACUUGAACAAACUAUUUUAAAUAAAGCUAUUGAGAUAAACCAUUAUAUUUACAACAGCAAGAGGGCGUUUUGUUUUCUAAACUUUUGAAAAAGUAAUGUCAGGCAGGUUUAUGUCUUGUGCUGAAACCAACCAAGCAUCUACUUCUGUUACUUUAAUAUCCCAAUUUUUCCGUAACGGAAGGGUCACAAGUACAGUACAUAACUAUAGUCCUCUGCAGUCUUGCUCUGCUAGUGCCAUAGGGUUAGACGCCUGUGCACAAAUUCUUGGGAAUCAACAAUUUCUGUUUUCCCCAUUUUUGCAUUGAAGUUAGUCCUGUUUAAUAAAACAGUAUCAGUGCAAUGGAAAAUAGCAAACAUGAUACAAUUCAAGGUGGUAUGAUUCUUAAAACUUACACUAUGAUAACAUUCAGUAUAGUGCACCAACCUAUAUCAUCUGCUUAUAUAAAGUAUUUGAGACUGUUCUUCAAAAGUUGACUUAGAACUUACCUAGAUUUCAAAUUCAUGUGGUAAACCCUUGUACAGUGGCACCUCGGGUUACAGACACUUCAGGUUACAGAUUCUGCUAACCCAGAAAUAGUACUUUGGGUUAAGAACUUUGCUUCAGGAUGAGAACAGGUUCUCCAAUAUUGUGCUGCAUUUUGGAGACUAAAAUAGAGUAGCGGGAGGCCCCAUUAGCUAAAGUUGUACCUCAGGUUAAGAACGGUUUCAGGUUAAGAACGGACCUCCGGAACGAAUUAAGUUCUUAACCCGAGGUACCACCGUAAUUCAUUGUUGUUGGACUACAGCUCCCAUUAUCCCAGGCCGUUGUCCAUGUUGGGUAGGGUUGAUGUGAGGUGUAGUCCACAUGCAGGACCGUAGGUUAACCACCCUUGCAUUAUAGUAACUAACAGAUCCAUACUUGGGGCCAUUUGUGAUAGUUACCCACCCUUCCCCACCUUCCACUUCCUCUGGCACAUGCACCCCUCUGACCUUAAGAGUGGUGAUGUCUCUCAAGUAACACUGGGUUUUGGAGCACAAGGGUAUAUGCACAACAAAUCUAGCUGUUUUAGUCUUCUCCAAAAUGCAGCACAAUAUUGGAAAAUUUGUUUUGGUUCAGGGGCCAUUACCAGAGGCCUGGGGUAUAUGCUCAUGGCAACCUGAUCUAUAGAGGCUGGUCAAAAGCUAUAUAUACAAAACUGAGCAUACCAUGGGGCAGAGUUAGGCUGGGUUAGGCCAAUGGCCCAUUAGUCCAGCAAUUCUUUCUUGCAAUGGCCAGCCAGAUGCCUAUGGGAAGCUUCCAAACAGGACCUGCGUGCAACAGCACUCUCCCCACUUGCUGUUCCCAGCAAUUGUUCUCCACCAAUCUAGCAGCAACAAAACAAAGUAACUCGGGUGAAGGAGCUAUAACCACUGCCAGUAGGGGAAUUGGACGAGUAGGAGUGGCAGUGGUGGUGAAAUCUCUUGUGCUAGCCCUGAUCUCAGCCUCAUGUACCUCAUAAGCUUGUCAGGAGGAUAAAGGGGGCCAGAAUCGGGGAUGGUACCUUAAGCUUCUUGAAAAGGUGAAUAUACAUACUAGUAAGUGGCUUCAUUGGGGCUAAAGUUUGUAGACUAGAGUCGUACCUUGAUUCUCGAACGCCUUGAUAUUCAUCCGUUUUGGCUCCUGAACAUCGCAAACUGGGAAGUAAGUGUUCUGGUUUGCGAAUGUUCUUUGGAAGCCAAAUGUCUGACACGUCUUCUGAUUGAGUGCAGGUAGCUCCUGCAGCCAAUUGGAAGCUGCGCCUUGGUUUUCGAACGUUUUCAUAAGUCAAACGUUUGAGAACCAAGGUAAGACUGUAUUGGUAUAAUUUUACUGCUCUUUUAAGUAGCAUUGGAAUGAUUUUACGUUGUGGGAUAUAGGACAUAAUAAAAUAAUAAAGACAGUAGCUCUGC